Molecule: messenger RNA, 656 nt
Organism: Oppiella nova
Lineage: Eukaryota; Metazoa; Arthropoda; Arachnida; Sarcoptiformes; Oppiidae
Source: the annotation of a GenBank genome assembly
AUGGCUUUGUAUUUGUCUUCGCGGCGCACGAAGUCCGCGGCUUUACUGUUGGCGGUGCUGUCCAUCCCAUUGGCGUAUCUCAUGCUUCAGAUGAGGGACCGGUUUAACGAUAAUAUGAAGGAACGGAUCUGUGGUUCGUUUGAUAGAGUCUUCUCUUCAUGUUCUACACCAACAUCUGGUGUACAGGAGAUGAAUAUCAGUGAACCGGAAACUGAAACUGAAAACUGAUUACUGUUUUAAUAUUUGGUUCACAUUUCUCAUCGUUUUUCUCAAUGACUUAAUAAUUAACAAAAAUUUGAUUAUAAGUGAUAACAAGACUAUAGGAGGGGUCGACAUCUCAGAAAUGGCUAAACAUGCGGUCCUAAGAAAUGGACACAAAUAUGGAGUUUCGGGUCUAAAGAACAUGAAGAGUGCAGAAGUGGAUCACUUGAGAGUCAGACUCUUAAAUGGUGUCGAAGUGUCCGAAAGAGCUCUGCUUUUGAAUUAUGGAAACCAACGAAUCGAUGGCUUAAAGGUUGUGAUCAUUUGACUGUAAAUUCUGAGAUCAACUCCAAUACUGUUAAUGACAUUAAUAUCGGAAAUCUAUCGCAAAGUCUUGUUCUCAAAGGAUAUAAUAAUUCAAUCAAUUCUAUGAAAACAUUUACUUCUAAAAUCCG